GUUCUGUGUUUUUUGCUGUCAACUUUCAGCUUUUCCUGUUGUGCAUCUAUUUCUCAAUUUAAAAUUAGUUUUUAUACAUUUGUAUUACAAUUUAUCGCACAGUACAUUUGCAAAGUACGUAUUAUUAAAUAGCAAAGUUGUGCAACGGCGUAGCUCAAAAGGAUACGAUUUUCUGUCAAGGAUUUUCAAAAAAGAAAGUAGCGCUUGCGUAAUGCAUUGUUUUGGAGAACGGUAAUGGAUACGUAAAAUUUAGGAAAUCCACAAUUUUGAAAAUUAGUAAUACAUUCAUAACAGAACGAAAGAAACAACACUGAAAAGCAGUCAUGUCGGACCAACAACAGUUUUUCUUAAAAUGGAACGAUUUUCAAAGCAACAUGGUGUCAUCCUUCCGGCAUUUAAGGGAUGAAAAGAGCUUCACUGAUGUAACAUUGGCAUGUGAAGGACAGACAUGUAAAGCACAUAAAAUGGUAUUAUCAGCAUGUAGUCCUUACUUCAAGAGCCUAUUGGAGGAAAAUCCAUCCAAACACCCAAUCAUAAUCCUCAAAGAUGUGGCGUACAGCCAUCUACAAGCAAUCCUGGAAUUUAUGUACGCUGGCGAAGUGAACGUGAGCCAAGAACAGUUGCCUGCUUUUUUAAAGACAGCUGACAGACUUAAAGUGAAGGGCCUUGCAGAAGCCCCUCAAGCAAUCAAGAGGGAAUAAGUGCAUUGUUGAUUAUGAUUCUUAGAUAGACCAACUUUCUUGCAUUCACUGUAUUCACAGAGCUUGAAUGACUGAGAUAUCCAAAAAAUCCUCAUUGAAGAUAAAUUGGAAACAAGGAUAUCAUUUUAAAAUGUAAUGAUGAAAACAAAAUUUAUAUUGGGUCUACAUCGUCUGUAUUAAUCAAUGAUACGUCUACAACUCAUGUUUUGGUGUUGCAACUGAUUUGCAAUAAACGGUUUUUAGUUUAUACAGGGUGCGGAACAAAGGUCGGACGGUUGUUAAAAAAUCACAAAAUCUGUCAUUUUUAGCGUUUGUCACAAUUAAGUGCGGAAAAUCACAUCAGUCAUGUGGUUACUGUUUUUGACGAUGCAUUGCUAGAGUCGUCGAUGGAAGUUCGCGUAGACUCUCUCCAACAUCGUUCUCUCAACUUGAGCGACUUCCUCGCGCAUCGCCUUCUUGCGCAUUGCCUCCUUGAACUCGUCCAGGGUUCGGGGCCUGUGCUGGUACAUGGUGUCUCCAUAGGAAAAAAUCGCAGAUGGAUAAAUCUGGGGACCGAGGAGACUAAUGUACAUGGAAAUAAGGCGACCACGGAAGAGUGGGCGAAUAACGUUUAUCGUUGCUCUGGCUGUGAGGGCGCCCGAAUAGGCGGAUGGUGCUAGGUUGGUUCAAAAACAUCCGUCCUUUGUAGUAGGCAGAUACUAUUCUGUAAAGUAAAUGGCUCGAUCAUAAUUUUGAGAGGUUUCUUGGUGUAAAAAUCUUUGUGUUGAUUGCUCGUGAGUAUGGUGAAUAAUUGCAAUUUUCUGCAUAUUACGAUAAAUCAAUUUUAGUUGUAAAUUUGAUUGGGCAGCUUAAGGUGUUUGGAAGAGCUGAUCUUUUCGUUUUGUACGAUGCAGAAAUUAUUUGGUAGUGUUUUUCCAAAUUAAGGUAUUCGUUUUUUCAUACAAAAGUGUGUUCAUAUUAACUGUUCAGACCAAGAUACUCGUUGACAUGGUGAGAAGUGUAUCUAAGACAAAAUGCACAUCUGCUGAAAAAUGUUGAGUAUGAGACCUAAGCCAGUCCUGUUAUUUUUUACAAUAUUGCAAUUCUAUGGCUACAAAAAGGAAGUAGUUUUAUUGUUCAAUUUCAAAUGAACAAUAGGGGCAAAAAAGUGAGGUUUGUACAUUUAGUAGGUGUGAGAGAAAACACGAUUUUUGAGUUAAUUGAAAUUGGAAUUUUUUCGAAGAAAAUUUUCAAACUGAAAAGUAUUAUACAGGGUGUCCGCAAAGUUGGAGUUUUCCUUUUCAGAAACAACUACCCUUGAAAUAACAAAGGUAAUGUGUAGUGAAACGAGGGCGACCAAGUAAAAAAAAAUAAAGGAAAAAGUACUCACUCUCCAGUUGACGAGAAGGGCUAAGUACGUCUCUGCCCGAAAUCAUACCGCUCCAACAGAAAAUGAAAUCAGCUGAUGCAGACGCAGAAACCACAUUGAUUGUCUUACACUUAAUGGCACAUCUUCUAACAAGGAAGGCAAAAUGUUGCGUAAAAAGUCUAGGUAUUGCAUCCCGUCCAAUCGAUUUGGGAGAAUAAAUGGUCCAAUGAGCAUACCGUUCACCAUGCCAGCCCAAACGUUCACCGAAAAUGUUUGUUGAAAAUGUGCCCGACGGACAGCGUGCGGAUUUUCUACUGAUCAAACAUGAGUGUUGCAGAAGUUAUUCACCCCAUAACGCGUGAACGUAGAUUCGUCUGUCACCAAUAUGCACUUCAAAAAGUCCGGAUUAUUGUCAUGUUGAUGCAACAACCACUCACAAAACCGCACGCUUGCUGGAAAAUCGUCAGGUUGAAGGGUUUGUACUCGUUGGACGUGAAAUGGAUACAGCCCCUCUUCACGCAGCGUUUGCCACACUUUAGUUUUUGAUACUUGCACUUCUCUAGCCACGUCUCUAGUGCUUGUUGAGGGAUUCUCGUCUACGCGAUUACCUCUACAUGCGUGACCGUAACCGUCGGUUGUAGGUUGCAUACUCACUUGACACACUGACCCCGACCCAGUUCUGCCGUCGGGUUGAGACCUUGUACCAAUCGGUGAUGUCCCGGGUCGCGGCUACAGGACGGUAUUCAGAUAUUUUUGAUGUUGCAGAGCCCUUUAUCUCGGUUCCCUUAAGAUAUGGUACUAAGAAAAAUUGCUUAUGUUUUCAAGAUCUACACGUCUUGUAAAGGAAAACCCCAACUUUGCGGACACCCUGUAUUGAGAUACGGACCAUAGUGUUAAGUAUGUACCGUACAUUUAACAGACGAGUCUUUGAGUCUAAGUCAAAAAGUUUCUAAAUUCUUUGUUCUCAAGAUACAGGGUGUUAGAAUAUUAAAAAAUGGUUUUUCUUAAAUUUCCUAGAAUAUCCUUCACCUAACUUUGUUGUAAUUUCACGGUGGUAUUUAUAAUAUUAAGAAGCAAAUUCAUUGAGUCCAGUGGCGUCGCGAACGGGAACAACGAAUAUUUGUGAGAAAAAAAUGUACGCUACUGACUUUUUUUUUGGAAUUUUCUCGAAAACUAAGCAAGAUACGAAAAAAAUUCAAGAAGCAAAAAAGUUGUAUUUCUUUUUGCUCAAUCCAAAGAACAUAACGAAAAUUGCACAAAAGUCAGUGGCGUACAUUUUUUUGUCACACAUAUUCGUUCAGAUGCCGCUUGAGAACGAAUAAUUUGCGGACUCAAAAAUCGUCUGUUAAAUGUAUGGUACAUAAUUAACGUCCUGUAUAGGACAUUUUUUAUAUAAAAAAAAAAUUGUAAUUGAAAAAAACUCAAGGCACUAAACAUUUCAAACCAAAAUUUGGACAACUUCUAAUUUUUUUUCAUUUUCGAUUUGUCCACUCGGAAUGAAAGCUAUAUUACUAUCUUUUGAUAUUAUUUGGGCAAUAAUAUCUUGAUAAAUAUCCUGAUUCGGAUUUUUCGCAUAAUCCGCAUGUUGCCGUGACCAGAUUUGCGUCGAAAAGUUUUUUAAACAAAUUCAGCGUCGGCCAAAGUGCUUUAUGUUUUUUCUGGAAGAUUCUGAACAAAAAGGAGCUUCUCUAAAUUGAUGGUUUUCGAGAUAUGAGCGAUACAGUUUUUGGAGAUCGUUUAAAAAAUUGUUUAAUUAAUUUUUUACGCAAAUUUGGCCGUUUUUGAAUAAGAUUAUUCAAAAAAUCCAAAUCAGAACACGUUUCCCAUCAGACGCGAAGAAAUAGCCGCGACUAAGUGGGUUUGAAAGGGUGUUUAAAAUGUUAGAAAAUUUUGAGUUUAUUUUUAACGCACUGUUCCUUAAACAGAAGAUGGGUCAACAAUCAAUAUUCUUACCAUAUAUCUUCAUAAGCAGUUCGAAAUUUUGUUUCUGAUACACUUGAACAUUCUUGUUAUUAAAAAGGCUCUCCAUAACCACUACAACUUUUGUUCUAUGCAUCUAUAACGUAUUUAUUUCAAAGUAAUUUGGGUUUUCAGUAGUGAUCCUGAAGAUGUCGCUGAAGGAUAACGGUUAUGUCAUGCCGUGAGGUUAUUGCUUUUUUACGUAUACCAUAGUUGUAGAUAUGAAUCUAGUAAUGAAUAUCAGUAGAAUAUGUGGUCAGUAGACUCACUCUGGCUGAAGUUUGACAGACGGGUGGAUUUCACGCGCUCACAAAGCAGCAAAUAAUCACCAUUAUAUAUGGAGCUAUCGACGCGCGAACAUUUAUUUGACGUUUCUCUGCUUUUUGCUUAUUUCAGCCCAUAGUGGAAAUAUGGUAUGGGUUGUUUGAACAUUCUGAAAUAUAUGCAACCAGGAUGUCUUCUAUGGUUGCAUAUUUGCUAACAACACUUUGUAGCUAGAAUAUAUCUGAUCCGUACUAGGUUCCACUUUUUUCCAUUCGGUUCUCAUUUAGUGUAGCUUCUGGUUUACAUAUUCUGUGAUAACAUUGAUCUGUCGAGUAGUACUGAUGAAUGGAACAAUCGAUUUAAAUUCUUAGUGGUAUGUUGCAAAUGAAAGGUGUAAUUGGUUAUGGAUUGUCGAUAGUUUGUUUUACAGAUACACAAUCUAAAUAUUUUUUUAACAGUUGGUAAUUUUUGCAAGUGAAUAGGGAUCAUCCAGAAUUUCAACGUAUACAUUCAAUCUAAUUUGAUUUAGAAGAUGCCUUAACGAAGUUUUGGAAAAUCCUUGAAUAUACAUGGACUGUAAAGAUAUAUUUCUACAUAGUAAUUUUUCUACUCAAGUAAUUUUAUGGAAUACUGUUUUGCAAUUUUUAUCAGUACUUUUUUUAUGAUUUAAGAUGAUUAUUAUUAUUGUAUAAGGAGAUAGAUAUUUUAUAUUUUUAUAGCAUUUUCAUUUUUUACCAUGUUGUUACCAAUAUUUUCAUCCACAGUUGGUUUACUUUCUUACAGGUUUAUUAUUUUUCAAUUCAAUAUAAGAUUAGUUAUAAAAACGAAACGUGUGUUUUGAAUUUUU
Molecule: messenger RNA, 5119 nt
Organism: Acanthoscelides obtectus
Lineage: Eukaryota; Metazoa; Arthropoda; Insecta; Coleoptera; Chrysomelidae
Source: the annotation of a GenBank genome assembly